Marasmius oreades (fairy-ring Marasmius) is the source of this 2534-nucleotide messenger RNA. RefSeq lists its product as uncharacterized. The coding region runs from base 399 to 2384 and encodes 661 amino acids. The record is from RefSeq and is a predicted model, not a curated record. Gene Ontology annotation, biological process: carbohydrate metabolic process. The transcript is spliced from 24 exons. Lineage: Eukaryota; Fungi; Basidiomycota; Agaricomycetes; Agaricales; Marasmiaceae.
CAAUCUCAACCAUUUUCAAGUUCUCUGGAAGCGGGAGUUACCCCUACGGUCUGACGUGAUUUCCCCCCAAGUGACCUCCCCUCCAACCUCAAUCAAGAUUCCGAACGAGGUCGACCACUGGUUCUGCUCAGGACUCGACCGAGUUGCACCGAAAAGAGUCACAAGCCCUUGAACUCACGCUUUCCCAGAACUUCGCAAAAGUAGUCGAUUAUUCGGGCGUGCAUAUGCUCAAGUCAAUCAUUUGUCCUCGGGCCUCCUCAGGCCUGGAGGAUCAAGUGGGCACUGGGAACUCUAUAUAGUCACGAUGGCUGACCUUCCGACGUCAUCUGUGUCGGAUUCCGUUUAGAGGGUAUAAAAGGAAACGAGAAAGGGUCGGAAAAAGACAUCCAAAUCAUCAAAUGGUUAAUAUUCUGCAGUUCGUGAGUAGUUGGGCUUUGAUUGCGGCGGGGAUGGCGUAUGGCCAGAGCGGUCUUCUUCCGAAGAAGUUUAACACCAUUCCUCUCGGUGGGGUACGUCCUUCUGGAUGGCUCGCUGAUCAGCUGAAUGUGCAGCUGAAUGGACUGGCUGGCCAUGAACACGAGUUCUAUAACUAUAUCGCUCAAACUGACUGGAUGGGAGGACCCUCUCGCUACUCUACUUUGGAAGAAGCCGGAAGCUAUUGGUUCAACGCAGCCGUACCUGGCGGUGUCCUCGCCAAAAACGAUGCGCUCCUGGGGAAAGCACAAGAGUUUUUGGACUACGUCAUUACACAUCAGGAAGAAGGAGGCUGGCUGGGCCCAGAGGCCGGUAAAGCUAACACGACACAGAAUCCUCGGUACCUUUGGGGAAGAUACCCGUUCCUGUUCGGCGCUAUCCAGAUGGUCGAGUACGAUCCUUCACAGACAGAUAAGGUCGUUACCGCUAUGCACAAAUUCGUUGUGGAAGCGAACAGAAUGUUACACGCCGGCGAGGGCAUGGAAAUAUGGACGCAGACCAGAUGGGCCGACCUCGUGAUGGCGCUCGAAUGGCUCUAUGAUAACUAUCCGAGGGGACAGGAGGACCUUCUUAUUGAUACAAUGAAGCAAGUUAAGUAUGCAGGAGUAACCUGGGAGGUGGUAUUCCUCGAGGAGAACUUUCCGAAGACGGCUGUCGAUCAUCUCCGAAAUCCAACUGGAUGGGUGUUGGCGUGGCACGGCGUCAAUUUGGCUGAAGGUAUCAAAGCGUUGCCAGCCGCGUACCGCUUCACUCACAACGAAAGUGACCUGACCAGGACAAGCGAAGGGUGGGACCUUCUGUUCAAGUAUCACGGUCGUCCUUCUGGUAUCUAUGGUGCAGAUGAAUAUCUAGCUGGCCUCGAGGCAACCAGAGGGACGGAGCUCUGCAUAGUUGUGGAAAUGAUGUUUUCGUCAUCGUUCUUAUUCCAGAUGAUGGGAGAUCUGAAAUACUUGGACACGGCGGAAAGACUGGCAUACAACGCACUUCCAGCCGCAAUCACACCUGACCACUGGGCUCAUCAAUAUGAUCAGCAGUCCAAUCAAAUCGCCUCUAGGAACAUGACUCCAGACCCAUUCGAUGUGAACACAGGAUAUGCCAACGUGUUUGGACUCGAACCAUACUACCCAUGCUGCACGGUUAAUCAUCCGCAAGGCUGGCCCAAGUUCAUUUCGCAUGCAUUCCUCACCACCGACGAUGGAACUUCUCUUGUUCAAGUCUACCAUGGUCCUUUCCAAACUACUGCAACGCUCUCCGGAAACAACAAUGUGACCGUGAAUGUCGAGACAACCUACCCCUUCAGUGACAUUGUCUCUACCACGAUCACCGCGACUUCAAGUUACACCCAUCUUGUCCGUAUUCCAAGUUGGGUAGUGAAUGGCACUAUCUCUAUCAAUGGUGGUCAGGCGCAGCUUCUGGCUCCAAAGAACGGGUUCCAGUCGGUACCCAUCCCUGCUGGACAAUCCAAGUUUGUCCUCAACCUCACACCACAAAUCACAUUCGAAAGCCGACCACACGGAGCAGUUGCUAUCCAUCGAGGCCCUCUCCUCUACUCCUUGGAAAUCACUUAUUCCUCCAAGAUUCUCAAGCAACAUCCUCAAGAACCCCGUGCGGCGGAUUAUGAAUUCGACGCAACCUCGGAAUGGCGGUUUGCUGUUGACCCGAAGACAGCCAAAGCAGUGGGUGGUGCUGCACCUGGAGACACCUUGCCUUCCCCGAUUUUCGACUCGAAUAAACCUCCAGUCUCCAUUGAAAUCUCUGGAUGUACGAUCGACUGGGACGAGGCAGGGCAAACUUUCGCUAACCCUCCACCUGAGAAACCCAAAUGCAAUGGUGCGGUGCAGAAGUUGAAGUUGACACCGUACGGUGCUACCAAUCUCCGCAUCAGUGAAUUCCCGGUAAUGACUGCUUGAGUAUGAUGGCGCACUGGUUCGUGGAAUGAGACACGGUUGAGGUAGCUCGUGAGGAUCAUAAAAAAGCAUAAAAAAGAUGUUCUUUGGGCUCCAGUAUGUAACUCAGAAUCAAGUUUAAAAAUCACUUCUUGGCGACGAGUACAAAAGUAA